CCCUGGUGGCCAUCUGAGGAACUGCCUGUGACUAUUGAUAACACCACUAUCACCUGAGCUCUCUGGCCCUCAUGUUCACUUGGUACAAAUGUGUGUUUUCUCUUGUCAAGCUCUGAUAAGAGCAGUGCAGGGCCCACCUGCUUCGAGUUGGUUACUGAAACCCCUGAGACUUCACUCAAUCUUUCCACAGCGGAAAAUGUCACUUGACAGUGGAGUGUCUGGCAUGCGAGCCUCUUAUAGAGGUCGUCAAGAUGUGUUUACGGAGGAUGACUUGGCUUUCAAGGAACCAAUAGGUCAGUUCAAAGAAUGGUUUGAUGAAGCCAGAAAUAAUCCUCAAAUUUUGGAGGCUAAUGCAAUGUGCUUGGCUACAUCAAGCAAGGAUGGAAAUCCUUCUGCAAGAUAUGUUCUUCUUAAAGGGUUUGGCCCUGAUGGAUUUAAAUUUUUCACCAAUUAUGAGAGCAGGAAGGGGAAAGAACUUGAUGAAAACCCAAAAGCUGCGCUGACAUUUUAUUGGGAUGUGCUGCGUAGAUCAAUUAGAAUAGAAGGAAAAGUCUCGCGCUUGUCAGAGGAGGAAUCGGAUGACUACUUCCACUCUCGGCCAAGAGAAAGUCAGAUUGGUGCUUGUGCCAGCAAUCAGAGUACACCUAUUUCUGGACGUGAUGUAUUGACUUCCAUGGAGCAGGAACUUACAGCAAAAUACUCUGACCAUGUUAUUCCUCGUCCUAGUCAUUGGGGUGGUUAUAUUCUGAUUCCACACAGUGUUGAGUUUUGGCAAGGUCAGAGUACCAGGCUGCAUGAUAGAAUCCGUUUUCGGUUACCUAAGAGCUCAGAGAAACCUGAUGGAAGGCUGCUGCAUCAAGGUGACAAUGGCUGGGUGUAUGAGAGACUAGCUCCAUGAAGCGUUUGUGGGAUGGAUGUUUCACACCACACGUCACUGUUGGGUGUGAUGUUGUUUCUAGUUGAAUUGUUACGCUUAAGAAUGUAAAUGUCUUCCAUUUGUCUUUAAGUUACAAUUUUUUUUAUUUUUUGAAAAUACUUCAAUUACACAUUAAAUGAACUAAAUCCAA
Molecule: messenger RNA, 1067 nt
Organism: Thrips palmi
Lineage: Eukaryota; Metazoa; Arthropoda; Insecta; Thysanoptera; Thripidae
Product: pyridoxine-5'-phosphate oxidase-like
Exons: 6
Coding region: 89-898 (269 amino acids)
Biological process (GO): pyridoxal 5'-phosphate biosynthetic process; pyridoxine biosynthetic process
Molecular function (GO): pyridoxamine phosphate oxidase activity; FMN binding
Source: RefSeq, a predicted model, not a curated record